Choloepus didactylus (southern two-toed sloth) is the source of this 6008-nucleotide messenger RNA. RefSeq names its product kinesin family member 6 (gene KIF6). Gene Ontology annotation, molecular function: microtubule binding; ATP binding; microtubule motor activity. Gene Ontology annotation, biological process: mitotic spindle organization; microtubule-based movement. The transcript is spliced from 22 exons. Lineage: Eukaryota; Metazoa; Chordata; Mammalia; Pilosa; Megalonychidae. The record is from RefSeq and is a predicted model, not a curated record. The coding region runs from base 81 to 2459 and encodes 792 amino acids.
GUAGUUUGAAGUGGUGGGACCAGAAGUUUUGCGAGCCAGGGCUUCAGAGAGGUCCGGGUGAGUGCAGAACCGAGGAGAAGAUGGUGAAGCAGACGAUCCAGAUUUUCGCUAGAGUGAAGCCCAGUGUCCGGAAGCAGCAACAAGGGAUUUAUUCCAUAAAUGAAGAUGAAAAAUCAACACCUAGCUUGGAAAUUAUCUUACCCCGUGAUUUGGCAGAUGGAUUUGUGAAUAAUAAGCGAGAAAACUACAGAUUUAAAUUUCAAAGGAUUUUUGAUCAGGAUGCAAACCAAGAGGCCGUUUUUGAAAACAUUGCCAAACCAGUUGCUGAAAGUGUUCUGGCAGGUUACAAUGGCACCAUUUUUGCAUAUGGGCAAACAGGCAGCGGUAAGACAUUCACCAUCACUGGUGGGGCAGAGCGUUAUAGCGACAGAGGCAUUAUCCCAAGGACACUGUCUUAUAUUUUUGAGCAGUUACAAAAGGACAGCAGCAAAAUAUAUACAAUACACAUUUCCUAUUUGGAAAUCUACAAUGAAUGUGGUUAUGAUCUGUUGGAUCCAAGACAUGAAGCCUCCAGUUUGGAAGAUUUGCCGAAAGUGACAAUAUUGGAGGACCCUGAUCAGAACAUCCACCUGAAAAACCUGUCCCUUCAUCAGGCUACCACGGAGGAAGAAGCUCUGAAUCUGCUUUUCUUAGGAGACACCAAUAGAAUGAUUGCAGAGACUCCUAUGAACCAAGCUUCAACCCGUUCCCACUGCAUUUUCACUAUUCACUUAUCAAGCAAGGAACCAGGAUCUGUGACUGUCCGACAUGCAAAACUUCAUUUGGUUGACCUGGCUGGCUCAGAGCGAGUUGCAAAGACUGGAAUAGGGGGGCAGCUCCUAACAGAGGCCAAAUACAUCAACUUGUCACUACAUUACUUAGAACAGGUUAUCAUUGCUCUUUCAGAAAAACACCGUUCACACAUUCCCUAUAGGAACUCCAUGAUGACCAGUGUCCUAAGAGACAGUUUGGGAGGCAACUGCAUGACAACUAUGAUUGCAACCCUCUCUUUAGAGAAAAGGAAUAUCGAUGAAUCUAUAUCUACCUGUAGAUUUGCACAACGAGUGGCCCUCAUAAAGAAUGAAGCUGUCCUUAAUGAAGAAAUUGAUCCUAGAUUGGUGAUAAUCCGCCUACAAAAGGAAAUCCAGGACCUGAAGGAUGAACUGGCCAUUGUCACAGGGGAGCGGAGGACAGAGGCACUCACAGAAGUGGAGCUCCUUCAGCUGGAAAAACUACUAACAUCCUUUUUGGAAGACCAGGAUCCAGAGAGUAGACUAGAAAUUGGCACUGAUAUGCGUAAAAUUCAUCACUGUUUUCAUCAUUUAAAGAAACUGCUGAAUGAUAAGAAGAUCCUUGGAAAGAGUACUGUCUCCUCUGAAAGCAAAGACCAAGACUGCCAAGAACCUUUAAAAGAGGAAGAAUAUAAAAAGUUACGAGAUAUUCUGAAGCAGAGAGAUAAUGAAAUCAAUAUUCUGGUCAAUAUGUUAAAAAAGGAAAAGAAGAAAGCUCAGGAUGCUCUUCACUUAUCAAGCACGGAUAGAUGUGAAUUUAGAUACUCACAGAGCUCACCAUUUCCUCCUGGGAACCUGGAAGAAAGUCAGAAGAACUUGCUAUUCUCAGCUCCCAGACAGACUCAGGACUUCAGCACUUUGGGAUACAGAUCCAGUUUGCUCCACAAAAAAACAGGAAUAAGAGAGGAAAUGUCAUUAGGACGCCAGGAGGCUUUUGAAAUCUUCAAGAGGGACCAUGCUGACAGUGUUACCAUCGAAGACAACAAACAGAUUCUGAAACAGAGAUUCUCUGAAGCAAAGGCCCUGGGAGAAAGUAUAAAUGAAGCAAGAAGUAAAAUUGGUCACCUGAAAGAAGAAAUCACCCAACGGCAUAUGCAGCAAGUAGCUAUAGGUAUCUCAGAAAACAUGGCUGUGCCCUCAAUGCCGGACCAGCUGGAAGAGAAGCUGCGAUCACAACUGGAGGAAGAAAAGAGAAGAUACAAAACAAUGUUCACUCGCCUGAAAGCCCUGAAAGUGGAGAUCGAGCACUUGCAGCUGCUCAUGGACAGAGCCAAGGUGAAGCUGCAGAAAGAAUUUGAAGCCUGGUGGGCAGAGGAGGCCACCAACCUGCAGGCAAACUCUCCAGCAGUAAAUUCACUUGAUCACACGAAGCCAUCACCCCAAACGCCCAAAUCCCAGCAUGAACAACCCCAGCUUCUCUCUAACAAAAGUGAUGUGAAUGUCAGGAAAAUUCUGCCCUCGCCUUGCCCUACACCACUCAACCAGGAGAAGGGAAGCACCAGCACCUCCCUGGAAAACAGCGUCCCCAAGAGGCCAACAUCGUCCAUCCCCCUCACUGGGGACAGCCAGACAGACUCUGACAUCUUGGCAUUCAUCAAGGCCAGACAGAGCAUUCUGCAGAAGAAAUAAAACCCCAAGAGACAGCAUCAGAAACGCAAUCACUGGCCCAAGGGGGUGGCCGGCCCAGAUUCUCCUAUCCUGCUUGGCAAAUCUCUAGCUCCCUCUUCCAGAUCCUCAGCUCCUUUUGUUCUUGGCCCCCAAAGGCAGCUCUCUCCUUUGCCCAGCCCUCUCCAAACAGGAAGGGCCUGCGUGAUGGUUUGGUAACUUGUCGAAUCCCUAGAAAUCUUACCCUCGUAUCUGAGUGGGGCUCUUGCCAAUGAGUUGUGGAUGUAAACACCACUUGAAGGUUCAGACCCAAAGACACUUUAAGCUACAGAGGAAAUAUGGGUGGAGUGUCAGACAACAGGAAGAAGAGAAGGUCCUUCCCAGCCUUUGUCACAGACCUGCCCCACCUCUUCCUUUGGCAGCCACUCAUCUGCCCUAGACAGGUCUCUUCUUCUCCUUACUUUCAUCUCCUUAGACACCCACAGGGCCCCUUACCCUAGCCCUGCUUUUAGUCUUAGCCUCUUCCCAAAAUUAAAGACUACUAGACAGGCUUCCACAUGUCAAAAAGGCAUCCUUGGCAGUACGGAACGGCAGACUUGGGACCUGCCCUGAAGGGCCUACCUGCAGCUUCACAGCAAACUGCAGAUGACAGUCAGAAGCUUGCACAUGGAUGGGGCACCCCAGCUAAAUGAUGGCCUUUGCCAUGUCAUCCUCACCAGUAGCAAGCAGGCACCUCGCUGGAUGGCCCGCCUGCUAACUGUUCUUUCUUCACCACCAAGGUCAGUGACAUCAGCACCAUCAACAGGGAUUUUCUGAUGGCUGAGCAACCCCAGCUCUGCCAUCAACUUGCUGGGACACCUUGAGCAUAUAACUUGCCUUCUUUCAUCCUUGGUUUCCCUGUCUUAAAAAAAGAAAAAAGGAUUUAAUGAUCUCCAAGGCCCCCUCUAUCUCCAAAAUACUCUAAUGAUAUGUUUUGGACACUGAUAGUAAUAAACAACCAAUCAAUGCACAAACACGGCUUUAGUGGGCAGCCCCCAGUGCUCAGUGCUGAGGCUCUUCCAAGGAGCAAGACAGACUCAAGGGCCCAAGACAGAGGAACAGCAAGGAACAGGUCAACAAAUAAGGUGUUUUGAGGCACUAGUAAGUGCUCUGAAGUAGGCAAAAUAUGUCAUGUUGUAAACAACAACUGGGAAGGCUGGUUUUAGCUGGUGUGGGUUGGGGAGGCCUCUGUGAAGAAGAGAAGUUUAAACAGACAGCUAGAUAGUGAGAAUGGAGCAGCCGGGCACCAUUCUGGGUGCAAGUGUCCCAAGCAGUAGGAACAGGAAGUGAAAAGCCCUGAAUGGCAAGGAGCUUUGCUUGGUGUCCGGCUGAGAGAGAGGCCAGAGUGGCAGGUGUGCAGGGAGCACCAGGAUAAACUAGAUGGAACCAGGGAAACAGGAGAGUCGGGAUGGCUCCGAGACUUUGAGCUGAGCAGCUAAGAGGAUGGUUGUGCCAUUUACUGAAAUAAGAAAGGCAGCAAGGGGUGGAUUUUGGAAGUUAGGAGCUGGAGGGAUGGAGAGUUCUGGUUGGCCCAUGCCCCUUUGACAUCCAAGCAGGGAUGGUGAGUCAGCAGCUGAACAUACGAGCUCGGAGGAGAAGUCUGGGCUAGAAAGAUGGGGAGUGGGGUGGUCAUCAUGCCUGAAUGAUGUUUAAAGCCAAGGAACUGGGUAAAAUCUCCUUUGAACAGUGUAGAUAGAGUGAUUCUGAUUGAUGAGAAUAGAUCUCAGGACACUCCAACAUUUAGAGGUAGAAGAUCCAGCAGACACCCUAAGAAGGUACAGCCACGGCAAGUGGAGGAGCAGCAGGUGAGUGCACAUGGCCUCAGGCAGGUCUCCAGAAGAAUGUUCCAAGGAGAGGCGGAUCAGCAGAUCCAGUGCAGCCUAGAGGUUGAGUGAGCAAGGGCAGAGCAUCGACCACCGACCAUUUUGCCCAUCCCAGUGGAUCUGGAUAGCACCGUUUCAGGCAGUGGCUGGGGAGGGGAAGCCCUGUUGGAGCGGUUGAGUAAAGAAUGGGAUGGGAAGAAGCAGAGACAGUGAACAGAGACAGCUCUUCCAGGAUUAGCUGGGAAGAAGAGCAGAGAAAUGGGGCUGGAGCUACAGGGGAGUAGGGAGUUCAGGGGGUGAGGAGUUUGUGUUUGUUUUGAAUGGGUACUUUUAAGACGUCUUUAUCUACUGAAGGAAAUGGUCCAGUAGAAAGAGGACAUUUGAUGAUGUGGGAAAGGGGACCGGAACUAUAGGAGAAAAUUCCUUGAGAUAGUGAGAGGGGAUGAUCCAAGACAUAAGUGGAGGGGUUGGCCUUUGGAACUGGGGGACUCCCUCCCCUGUAACAAAUUCAUAGAAACAAACCAUCAUUCCUCCCCUCAAGGAGCCUACAAGCAAUUGAUAUUUCAAAGUUAGGUUUACUCAGCUUUUGUACACAAAAUAGAGAUGUUAUUGUCCAACCCACAUGAACCCAGGGUCUGUAUCAGAAUGGCACCUUCCUGCUGACGUUGUGCCAGACGGUGCAAAGAGCUGGGCUGAGGGUGAGGCACUGUUACGAAAAUGUGUAUGGCAUAUUACCAUUCAUACAUUUUUUAUUUCAUUUGGUGCUCUCAACACUCCUGUCAGAUAGACAGAGCCAAGAUUAUGAUUCUCAUUUGACAAGUGAGGAAACUGAGGCAAACAGAGGUAGAAUAACUUGCCCAAGUUCAAGCCCAAGGCACAAGCAGGAUAAGCCAAGUCUCCUGCACUCUCUCCAAAGGGCCAAGCUGUCUUGUAAAGCUACAGCUAACCAGAUGCGCCCACUCUGCAGUCAGGAAUCUCCAUAGUAGCCUCAGGAAAAGGGACCAGCCACCAAAGGAGGGGUGGCCCUCAGCCUCCACCCUCCCUACAGUGGGGAGAGCUUUGUUCUCCAAACAAACAGCCUGGAAGAAAUUCAUCAACACAAACAAAAGUUCCAGAGUUCAAUUUUAUUCCUAAAGAAAGAAAAAAUAGUCCUGGUUUCUUAGUGACCACAGGCAAAGGAAACCGAAGGCAGUGUGAGGAGGGCAGGCCAGGCCUCUGGCACGCAGCAGAUGGCACAGGCCCUCGCCACGCAGCCCUUUAUAAGCCCACUUAUCAGGCCGCCCUGUCAGGCAAACACAGAGGCGGGGGCCCCGGCACCUUCCCAGCCAAAGCAAACACUUCUUUCUCCGCAGCCCAGGGUUCCCUCGGCUCUUAAUUUAGAGGCACUGUCGUGGGCUUCUCCAGGAGUACUCAUUACGGUGAAUUUUACUAUUAGCCUAGAAGCAAGAGCCCAGAGAGGAUGAUUUAAUGUAAGCCUCGCCAGCUUUUAAACUUCACCAAGGGCCAGAAUGAAUCCACUUGAUUUAGGAUUCAUGAAUGAGCCUACAAAUGUUUAAAUCCCUGCCAGGGGCACGUAUGGACAGGUCUAUAUCCCCCUUAAGGAGUGUUACUCAUUCUCGAUGUCAAAUUUGUCCUUCCAACAGCCAAGGAUGUUUUUUAAAUCUAAAAAACAUGAGAUUAACCCCUUUCUAGAGUGCUUUUCUGUUUUCUG